CCGGCAGCAGCACCACCUGUCGGGGGGGCGGCCCGGCGGUUCCGAGGCGGCCCGACCCACCCUCCGCAGCGCGGCCGGCUGGCGGCCCCAGACGCUCCCCGCCUCCGCGCGCCAUCCCCGCAGCCUCGCCCGCGUCCCCGCCGCGCCGCCUCGCCUUUGUUCCCGCCGCCGCCUCGCCCGCCGUGCGGCCGGCCUCCCGGGACCCUCGCCGCCCGGCACGCGGGGCCUGUCCCGCUGGCUCCCCGGGCCGGAUGGGGCUGGCGGGGAGAUGAGCGGCGGGCGGCGGCGGCGGGCGGCGGCGCGGUCGGAGCUCACCGCCGCGGCGCUCCGCAUGGCCCUCGGGGCGGCCGGCUGCCGGGGCGAUGGGGCAGGUCCUGGGAUUCGCCCACUGCAAAGAGUCUCCUUCCACUGCCUCUACCACGCCUGAUUCUACAGAUGGAGCCAACGAGGAGUCCGACUUCCCUGAACUGCAGACGGCACGGGAGUUUUCAGAGGAAGAGGAGGAGGAGGGCUCUGUAGAAUGGGGGACCCCCCGGGAGCUGACUUUCUCCUACUUCACCAUUGCCACCCCCUCCGGCAGCAGCCCCAGUGCAGCAGAGCAUCGGGGCAGGCGUGACUCCCAGACCCGCCGGACAAGGGCUCUGCUGCCCCGCACGGAGACUUGUGAAACUUUUGUGCCCGCCCUGGGGGACAGUUUGGAGAACAUUCCCAGCCUCUGCCCAUCUCCGGAGGCGGAGGGAGCCCUGCCUUCAGGCGGUGGCCCAGGACUGGACGACUUUCCGUUGGACUGGGAUUCCCGGGUGGGCCCUGGCAGGGCCCUGGAUGCAGCCGGAGGGGAGGAACAGACAUCUCCGUGCCCCACGCCCCCAUCGCCAGCAGCGGUGGAGACGGAAGGAGGUAGCAGCACGGCUUGCUCAGGAACAGAUGACCCCAGGGAGACCCUCUCUCUACCUGCUGCCUUAGCCUCCCACUCCGAAGCAGGCGCCUCCUGCGGUGCUGACACCCCCCAAGACCGAGCACUGACCUCAGCAGAGUUCUGCCAACCACAAGAGGAAGAGGGGCCCGGCCAGGAACCCCAUCCUGAGCAGCUCCACGUUGAACCAGACCAGUCCGAGAACAUCCUGAACAUCCUAGUGGCCGACUUGGUGUACUGGCGGGACACCCGCACAUCGGCCUUGGCGUUCACGGCGCUGAUGGUGGCCCUGCUCUGCCUGAUGCACUUUAGCAUCAUCAGCGUGGCCUCCUACCUCUCCCUGGCCGCCCUCGGCAUCACCAUCUCACUCAGAGGAUAUAGCAAGGUGCUGCAGCUAGUCCGCCGGGGAGACGGGCACCACCCCUUCCAGGCCCAGCUGGAUGCAGACUUCGGGCUGUCCAAAGAACAGCUGGAGCGGCUGACCGAGCGGGUGGUGCAUCAAGUCACCUGGGGCACAAAGACUCUGCAGCGCCUUUUCUUGGUGGAUGACAUGAUGGAGUCCCUCAAGUUUGCGUUCUUGUUCUACGUCCUCACCUACGUGGGAGCCGUUUUCAAUGGUCUGACGUUGCUUAUACUUGGUGUGAUAAGUGCAUUUACCUUCCCUCUGCUCUACAGGCAGCAUCAGGCACAGAUCGACCAGUAUGUAGGGCUGGUGAGGAACCAGUUGAGUAGCCUCAGAGCAAAGGUGCUGGCCAAAUUGCCGACAGCAAAAGCGAAGGCAGAAUGAGGGGUCUCCGUGGCGGUUCUCUUCCCUGCGCACACAGAUGCAAAGGACAACGCACACCCUUGCUGCUGCUGCUGCUUCUUCCAUUCCCCGCCCCAGCCAUUGCAGUAGUGACCCUCCCUCUCCCAGUCCCCUUGGCCUGGAGGGGCUGGGCAGUUGCUGGUUCUCCUUCAGCUCCCCCCAGAAAUUGGAGAACCCUUGCAAGGGGGGGCAAAAGACCAUCUCAGCCCUGCAGUUGCAGCAGCUCAGGGGAGAGACCCCCCCCCAGGCCUACAGCCAAGGACUAGUCAACCAGGUGCUGAGGGCUAGUAUCCCAUGCUCCUUUCUCCCUCCGUGUCCUGGCGACUUCCUCCUCCUCCUCCUCUUCCUCCUCCUCCUCCUCCUGCCUGCAGUAUUCCUCCUGGGUCCUGACUUGAGGCCAGCCAACCUGGAGCAUGCUUUCCUCUUGAGGAAGGGGAACCGCUCGAGGUUGGGCAGGACCCCCCCCCUGCCCCCUGUCUGUGGGAUGUUGUAGCUGUGGCCCACUGCCUCUCAUCAUGGGCCGGGCUGCGGCUUGGCUGAUCAGCUGGCAGGUUGGGUGCACCUGGUUCGUUUUGCCUGGAUAUUUACACUUUAAUAAAAAGACUUGUGAGAAAAAAUGGGUAUGCAUGACCCCUUGGUCUCCCGAGUCUUCACUUGU
Molecule: messenger RNA, 2376 nt
Organism: Crotalus tigris (Tiger rattlesnake)
Lineage: Eukaryota; Metazoa; Chordata; Lepidosauria; Squamata; Viperidae
Gene: RTN2
Product: reticulon 2
Exons: 10
Coding region: 363-1700 (445 amino acids)
Source: RefSeq, a predicted model, not a curated record